ACAUGGGUCGCUCUCCGCAGGGCUGAAAGAAAGAAUCUCAUUCUUUUUCUCUUCAUCUCUCUGUCUCUGCUUUUUCAUUUUAGCGGUCUGAGACAGACAGAUAUACACGAAUGUUUCAAGUAAAGCCAUUUCCAAACUAAAUCCUUGAACUUAUUUCUAAGUCUUGAAUUUCAAUCUCUCUCUUUCUCUAUAUCUAUAUAUAUAUAUAUAGAUAUAGUUAUGCUAAUACCCACAACCUUAGAAGAGGCCCAAGAACAUCAUCGACCCCCUUCACUUUAUUCUCUGCUUCUUCUUGUUUAGUCUUGAGAUUCAAUUUUUCUAUUUCUUCAAGCUAUGGAACCUGUGGUUCUUGAUGGUAUAAUCAAUCGAUUGCUCGAAGUUCGGGGUAGACCAGGGAAGCAAGUUCAGCUUUCAGAGUCAGAGAUCAGACAUCUUUGUGUCCAGUCCAAAGAAAUCUUCUUGCAACAGCCCAAUCUCUUAGAGCUUGAUGCACCCAUCAAGAUCUGUGGAGAUAUUCAUGGUCAAUAUAGUGAUCUUCUAAGGCUUUUUGAUUAUGGUGGGCUACCUCCUCAGUCUAAAUACUUAUUCUUGGGGGAUUAUGUGGAUCGAGGGAAGCAAAGCCUGGAAACUAUAUGCCUCCUCCUUGCAUACAAGAUAAAAUAUCCCGAAAACUUCUUCCUUUUGAGGGGAAACCAUGAAUGCGCUUCUGUAAACCGUAUAUACGGAUUUUUUGAUGAGUGCAAGCGAAGGUUUAAUAUCAGACUCUGGAAAAUCUUCACAGAUUGCUUUAACUGCCUACCUGUGGCAGCUGUCAUUGAUGAAAAGAUUCUCUGCAUGCACGGUGGACUUUCUCCGGACCUCAAUGACUUGAAUCAAAUCAGGAAUAUACAGCGUCCAACAGAUGUUCCCGAAACUGGUUUACUAUGUGAUUUACUUUGGUCUGAUCCGAGUAAAGAUGUUAAAGGGUGGGGAAUGAAUGAUAGGGGAGUUUCCUAUACCUUUGGCCCUGAAAAGGUGACCGAGUUUCUUCAAAAGCAUGAUCUGGACCUCAUUUGUCGUGCUCAUCAGGUUGUGGAAGAUGGGUACGAGUUCUUUGCUGAUAGACAACUUGUAACUGUAUUUUCGGCUCCUAAUUACUGUGGAGAGUUUGAUAAUGCUGGCGCGAUGAUGAGUGUUGAUGACUCUUUGAUGUGUUCUUUUCAAAUAUUAAAGCCUGCGGAGAAGAAGUCAAAGUUUGACUUUGGAAGCACAACUACAGCUAAGCCAGGAACGCCUCCAACAAAAAACAAGUUACUCGGUGCAAAAGUAUGAUAUCCGUUCAUUUGGAGCGAACAUCCGUCGAAGGGCUUGGGCCAUGGGCCAUUUCAUUGCAAAGGGCAGUUAAAAAAUGUGGGAACUUUUUCAGCAAAGAAAUUAUGUGUAUUCCUUCCUUUGAUAUAAGUGGUGAAGGCUUGUAAUUUUUUUCUAUUUUUGUUUUUUGUUUUUGUUUUGUUUUAUUUUGUUUUGUUUUUUUCCGCCUUGCUCAUCCAUGUACAAUACAAGUUGCUACAGCAAGGGGUUUGGGAUCGCACCCUGUACAAGAGAAUCGCUCGUCUCUUGAUGUUAUAAUUAGAAAUGAACUUUGGAACAUCCUAGGAAGCUGUCAUAUCGCACAUACAUGGACUUCUGUUCAUGAUUUCAGGCGAGUCCAAUAGUUUCUGUUACAGCAUUUCUGUGGUGAGUAGUAUCAUACAUGUUUUAUCCACCAAAUGUGUGGUAUA
Camellia sinensis is the source of this 1760-nucleotide messenger RNA. Its product is annotated as serine/threonine-protein phosphatase PP1 isozyme 3. Lineage: Eukaryota; Viridiplantae; Streptophyta; Magnoliopsida; Ericales; Theaceae. The record is from RefSeq and is a predicted model, not a curated record. Gene Ontology annotation, cellular component: cytoplasm; nucleus. Gene Ontology annotation, molecular function: protein serine/threonine phosphatase activity.